Messenger RNA from Physeter macrocephalus (sperm whale), 432 nucleotides. Its product is annotated as keratin-associated protein 10-8-like. Bases 1 to 363 code for a protein of 120 amino acids. Gene Ontology annotation, biological process: intracellular zinc ion homeostasis; cellular response to cadmium ion; cellular response to zinc ion. The transcript is spliced from 2 exons. Gene Ontology annotation, molecular function: metal ion binding. The record is from RefSeq and is a predicted model, not a curated record. Lineage: Eukaryota; Metazoa; Chordata; Mammalia; Artiodactyla; Physeteridae. Gene Ontology annotation, cellular component: nucleus; cytoplasm.
AUGCACUCCAUUUACAUGGACAACAGUGGCACCCCUGAGAGUUGUGCAGUGCAGCAGCUCAGAGUGUUUCAGGCACAUGCCUUAAGAGCAAAAGAGGUUUCUCUCAACACGCCUCCCACCAGCUCAGGUGCCUCUUGGCCGCUUGCUUUCGACCCCCGGCCUCACCUGGGCUCCAAAUGGACCCCCAACUGCCCCUGCUCCACUGGCGGCUCCUGCAGCUGUGCUGGCUCCUGCACCUGCAAAGCCUGCAGAUGCACCUCCGGCAAGAAGAGCUGCUGCUCCUGCUGCCCCGUGGGCUGUGCCAAGUGUGCCCAGGGCUGCGUCUGCAAAGGGGCCUUGGACAAGUGCAGCUGCUGUGCCUGAUGUUGCGGAGAGCCUGCCUCAGGUGUCAAUGGAGGAACACGGGCCGACCUGGGUUUUUAUACAACUCUG